This is a messenger RNA of Chrysochloris asiatica (Cape golden mole), 495 nucleotides long. It is a transcript of the gene NANOS3, whose product is annotated as nanos homolog 3 (Drosophila). The transcript is spliced from 2 exons. The record is from RefSeq and is a predicted model, not a curated record. Gene Ontology annotation, biological process: oogenesis; negative regulation of translation. Gene Ontology annotation, molecular function: zinc ion binding; mRNA binding. NCBI's taxonomy places the organism in Eukaryota, Metazoa, Chordata, Mammalia, Afrosoricida, Chrysochloridae. Gene Ontology annotation, cellular component: perinuclear region of cytoplasm. Bases 1 to 495 code for a protein of 164 amino acids.
AUGGGGACCUUCGACCUGUGGACAGAUUACCUGGGUUUGGCACAACUGGUGGGGGCUCUGCGUGGGGAAGAGGAGCCAGAGACCAGGCUAGACCCCCAGCCAGAGCCAGCACCAGGUCCAGGGGAUCAGAGAUCCUGCCCAGAAUCGUCCCUGGCUCCCGAGCGCCUGUGCUCCUUCUGCAAGCACAAUGGGGAGUCCCGGGCCAUCUACCAGUCCCAUGUGCUCAAGGACGAGGCGGGCCGGGUGCUCUGUCCCAUCCUGCGAGACUAUGUGUGCCCACAGUGUGGUGCUACUCGAGAGCGUGCCCACACCCGCCGGUUCUGCCCACUCACUGGCCAGGGCUACACCUCCGUCUACAGCUACACCACCCGCAACUCAGCUGGCAAGAGGCUCACCCGACCUGACAAACCAAGGAUGCAGGACGCAGGACAUCGCAGAGGAGGAGCAGGGGGCCGGCUCCUGAAGGAUGGCGCCCCCAGAGUCCUCCUGCCUUAA